AUGACAUUCUUCUUACCUCCACCAUAUACAACGUGUACUGAUAAAAUUUCUACUGCGAUAGAAGCCAUGCUGGAAAAGUAUCAUGGUGCUGAUUAUCGCUAUUCCGAGAAUAUAUGUUUUCAACUGUGUUUGCAAACUUAUGUAUAUGAACAAUGUGGUUGUGUCAAUCCUGUUCUAUGGAAUGCUCGCUCGAUUGUUCUUCCAAAUACGAGCAAAGUUAUUCUAGCACCUCUUUGCAACCAAAGCAAUACGUGUUACAUUCCAGCAGCAAACGUUUUAUUGAGUACAGCAUCUCUUACAAAUAAGUACUGUUCUGAAUGCAAGGAAGAGUGUUCUAUAACGGAUUUUAUUGUUCAAAUCUCGUCACUAAUGGUACCAGUUGAAUGGCAAAUGAAUAACAUUAAAAGAUUUGUCGAAAAUUCUACCAUUCCACUAGCCAAUAAUUGGUCAACAACAUGGACCAAGCAUAUUGAAACCAAUUAUGUUGCUGUCACUGUUUUUCAUGGAAUGAUUGCAGUAGAAAAUAAGACACAAACAGCAACACUUGGUGUGAUUGAAGUUCUUUCAAACAUUGGAGGUCAAAUUGGUCUAUGGAUUGGUUUUAGUCUUCUCUCAUUAAUGGAAGUCGUCGAAAUGGUCUAUCAACUGAUUUGUUAUCAAUGUCGUAAGAUUCGAUUAGGAAAAAGAAACAUCGAAUCAAUAAUACCACAAUAA
Molecule: messenger RNA, 714 nt
Organism: Rotaria sp. Silwood2
Lineage: Eukaryota; Metazoa; Rotifera; Eurotatoria; Philodinida; Philodinidae
Source: the annotation of a GenBank genome assembly